This is a messenger RNA of Marmota monax (woodchuck), 1551 nucleotides long. It is a transcript of the gene Dhh, whose product is annotated as desert hedgehog signaling molecule. The transcript is spliced from 3 exons. Bases 275 to 1465 code for a protein of 396 amino acids. Gene Ontology annotation, molecular function: patched binding; calcium ion binding. Lineage: Eukaryota; Metazoa; Chordata; Mammalia; Rodentia; Sciuridae. Gene Ontology annotation, biological process: regulation of gene expression; smoothened signaling pathway; multicellular organism development. The record is from RefSeq and is a predicted model, not a curated record.
AGUUGGGCAGCAGAGACUGGCUGGGCUGGCACUCACCCACGACCCCCCUUCCCUGCCAUGGUGGUCCACCAGUAGCAGGUUCCAGACCACCCCAACCCCCCCGGGACCUUUGGGCAGACCCAGCGACAGCCAGGUGCGCAAAGCCACAAGAGCUCUAACGCAAACUGGGGGCAGCUCUGCCUGCUGUGUUCUCUUAUGCUUGUGGAGAUGCCCAACUGACAGGAGAGCGAGCGAAGAAAAGAACGCUCCCUUUUGACCCACGCCUGCUGCACCCAUGGCACUGCGGGUCAGUCUGUUGCCCCUGUGCUGCUUGGCACUUUUGGCAUUACCUGCCCAGAGCUGUGGGCCGGGCCGGGGACCUGUUGGCAGGCGCCGCUACGUGCGCAAGCAGCUUGUGCCUCUGCUGUACAAGCAAUUUGUGCCCAGCGUGCCAGAGCGGACCCUGGGCGCCAGCGGGCCGGCGGAGGGAAAGGUGGCAAGGGGCUCCGAGCGCUUUCGGGACCUCGUGCCCAACUACAACCCCGACAUCAUCUUCAAGGAUGAGGAGAACAGUGGCGCUGACCGCCUGAUGACGGAGCGUUGUAAGGAGCGGGUGAACGCGCUGGCCAUUGCAGUGAUGAACAUGUGGCCUGGAGUGCGCCUACGAGUGACUGAGGGCUGGGAUGAGGACGGCCACCACGCUCAGGAUUCACUCCACUACGAAGGCCGUGCCUUGGACAUCACCACCUCUGACCGCGACCGCAAUAAGUAUGGUUUGCUGGCGCGCCUGGCAGUGGAAGCCGGCUUCGACUGGGUCUACUACGAGUCCCGCAACCAUGUCCACGUGUCUGUCAAAGCUGAUAACUCACUGGCUGUCCGGGCCGGCGGCUGCUUUCCGGGAAAUGCCACCGUGCGCCUGCGGAGCGGCGAGCGGAAGGGGCUGCGGGAACUGCACGGCGGAGACUGGGUGCUGGCGGCGGAUGCCACAGGCAGGGUGGUCCCCACGCCGGUGCUGCUCUUCCUGGACCGGGACUUGCAGCGCCGGGCCUCGUUUGUGGCUGUGGAGACCGAGAGGCCUCCGCGCAAACUGUUGCUUACGCCCUGGCACCUAGUGUUCGCUGCUCGAGGGCCAGCUCCGGAACCUGGCGACUUUGCACCGGUGUUCGCGCGCCGAUUACGCGCUGGGGAUUCUGUGCUGGCGCCUGGCGGGGACGCGCUUCGGCCGGCACGCGUGGCCCGUGUAGCGCGAGAGGAAGCCGUGGGCGUGUUCGCGCCACUUACUGCUCACGGGACCCUGCUAGUCAAUGACGUCCUGGCCUCUUGCUACGCUGUUUUGGAGAGUCACCAGUGGGCUCACCGCGCCUUUGCUCCCUUGCGCCUGCUGCACGCGCUGGGGGCGCUGCUCCCCGGUGGUGCAGUCCAGCCGACUGGCAUGCACUGGUACUCGCGCCUCCUCUAUCGCUUGGCAGAGGAGCUGCUGGGCUGAAUGCCCCAGGCAGAGAAACCUUGAGACGCUUGAUGAAACCCAAUCCUGCUGGCUGAGAUGUGGGGAUGUGGGCAACAGGCGAUGCA